UCAUCAUAUCUCCUGCUCGCUGCAUCGUCUCGUCGCCCGCGUUGUCAUCGUCGCUCGUCAUCACCGCGCUACCUCUCAUCGCAUCGCAUCGCACUGCAUCGUUGCUACCCUAUGAUCGCCUACAUCAAUCGUUACGCCUAGCACCGUCUAUUCUCGCCAUGCUCGUCGCACCAAAACGUGUACCAUAUGUACGAUAUAUCCGGGGUCGCCGUCGUGGCUGUCUUGUUAUCAAGUGUACUUGUACGUUUUCUCUAUCGCCGUCAUCGCCACACACAUACCGCAUAUAGCAUGCUACCCUACGAUCGUGGACUCCGGUUCAUACCUAACGCUCGGUGUCUCGUUUUCUCUCGGCAUUUGUUGACAUUGUGUACAAUAGCGCAUCGUCGUCGUACACUACAUGACUUUUCUCAUCGUGGCCGGUCUUUGGGUUGUUCGUUUUCGGGUGUACGAGUCAUUUCGCAUGGGUAAUGGAGGGCAUUAUUGGGACUCUGUUAUUACUUACGCUUACUGUGUCUC
This is a messenger RNA of Laetiporus sulphureus 93-53, 516 nucleotides long. RefSeq lists its product as uncharacterized. The coding region runs from base 187 to 468 and encodes 93 amino acids. The transcript has a single exon. NCBI's taxonomy places the organism in Eukaryota, Fungi, Basidiomycota, Agaricomycetes, Polyporales, Laetiporaceae. The record is from RefSeq and is a predicted model, not a curated record.